CGCGCGCUCGAGCCGGCGCGCGCUCUGCCGCAACGCACCGGGCUGACUGACGCACGCGCUGCAAGACCAAGACGAGCUUAUAAAUAGAUCAAAGAGAUCAGAAAGAAAGAAAGAAAGAAAGAAAGAAUAAGGAGAAGGAGAAGGCAAAGCCCCAUCAUGAUGUCACUGGAUCUUAACCUGCAGGUGUUAACCAAGGAGCUGUCGGUGUAUCUGGAGAACCAGGUUCGGGUCGGUGGCUUCCUCGGCUCCGGGGUCGGGCUGGCGCUUGCGUUCGGCUUCGGUGCCGCCUAUGCCUGCUACUACUGGACGUCUGUUGCCAAGAAACCAAAGCUUGUAUCUGGAGGGAAGAAGUUUUAUGAGUUUCUGAAGGAGUAUUGCCCUGUGGUGACGGAGACGUAUUAUCCUCCUUUCUGGUGCUGGGAGAGUCGGAUACAAACUCUCCUCCGGCCAUUCGUCACUGCUAAGCCCUGGGUCUCCUACAGGAAUGAGCUUAUCAGAGCACCAGAUGGAGGUCAGAUAUCUCUGGACUGGUUUGAUAAUGAAGACAGCCUCUCUCACCCUGACUCGUCCACUCGCCCCACUGUCCUGCUCCUACCCGGCUUGACUGGAACCAGCCGCGAGUCCUACAUCCUGCACAUGGUGCAGCAGAGCCGAGAGCUCGGAUACAGAUGUGUUGUGUUCAACAACCGAGGCGUCUCUGGUGAGAAACUGCUGACUCCCCGGACGUACUGUGCGGCGAACACGGAGGAUCUGGAGACAGUGAUUGAACACGUCAAUAACACUUACCCAACAUCUCCCAUCAUGGCUGCUGGAGUCUCUAUGGGAGGGAUGAUGCUGGCGAACUAUCUGGGGCGUAAAGGUCAUGCUACGUGCCUGAAGGGUGUGGUCGUGUUCUCAGCUGGCUGGGACGUAUUUGAGUGCACCGCUUCCCUGGAGAAACCUCUCGAUCGCUUUCUUUUCAACUCCUACCUCACCAGCUGCCUUCAGGCCUCCGUACACCGACACAGGCCUGUUCUCGAAAGGAAUUAUGAUAUAGACCAUGUGAUGAAGGCGAAAACCAUCCGAGAGUUCGAUGAACGUUUCACGUCAAAAAUGUUCGGCUACCCGACUAACGACGAUUACUACAGAGACGCCAGCCCCAUCCACAAGCUCAAGUCUGUGCAGGUGCCCAUGUUGUGUCUCAACGCAGCAGACGAUGUUUUCUCACCAAAUCACGCCAUCCCUGUUGAAGCAGUGAAGCAGAACCCAAAUCUGGCGCUCCUCAUCACAUGCCAUGGUGGCCAUAUUGGAUUUUUGGAGGGCUUCUGGCCACGUCACAGCACCUACAUGGACCGAGUUUUUCGGCAGUUCGUCAAGGCGGUUGUUGAAAAUGGAAGCACGCUAAUGGACCUAUCAAGCUAAUACAGCGACAACCCGCUUAGCUACAGUGCCCCCUACACCCAGGGGCAAAAAACAACAACAGCUACAUUUUCUGAUCAAGACUUUUGGUUGUUUAUCUGAUCACAACAUCGCUCGUGGAUUCAGAUCACUCGGCCUCUUCUUUCAUCCAUUUCUUUCACUCUUUAUUAUUUCUUUGUUGAGAUAUGUAGAUACGUACAUGCCCGUGUGUGUAUGUGUGUGUGUGUGUGUGUAUGUGUGAGAGACUCUUAAUUCAGGUGAUCAGAGGUGAUCAAUGUACACCGCCAUCUUACUACUACUGUUGUGAAUUGUGCCGCGCCCUCCAUUCAUGACGCCUUCUUGAUUACAACGGUUCUGAUCAAAACUGGUGAAAACAUGGGCCGGUUCGCUCGCUGGCACCAAGGUUCAAAGAAUCCUGAACAGAACCGGGUCAAGAACCCGUUCCCUGUUGGUGGACAAGGUGUACGUGUGAAAAAAAACCAAACCAAAUGGAAAACACUUCAAGUUUACAAACUCAUCAGUUGGUUCAGACCAGAACAAAGGAACUGUACGUGUGAAAACGCCCUGAGAUCACAUAUCAGACCAUAGUACAUGGCUUUUCAAGAUUUAUUAAAAACCUCAGAGGGCGAGAUGCUA
Messenger RNA from Neoarius graeffei (lesser salmon catfish), 2034 nucleotides. It is a transcript of the gene abhd3, whose product is annotated as abhydrolase domain containing 3, phospholipase. The coding region runs from base 157 to 1401 and encodes 414 amino acids. Gene Ontology annotation, biological process: medium-chain fatty acid biosynthetic process; medium-chain fatty acid catabolic process; phosphatidylcholine metabolic process. NCBI's taxonomy places the organism in Eukaryota, Metazoa, Chordata, Actinopteri, Siluriformes, Ariidae. The record is from RefSeq and is a predicted model, not a curated record. Gene Ontology annotation, molecular function: glycerophospholipid phospholipase A1 activity; A2-type glycerophospholipase activity; monoacylglycerol lipase activity. The transcript is spliced from 9 exons.